This is a messenger RNA of Aspergillus ochraceoroseus IBT 24754, 2185 nucleotides long. Its product is annotated as spherulation-specific family 4 protein. Lineage: Eukaryota; Fungi; Ascomycota; Eurotiomycetes; Eurotiales; Aspergillaceae. Bases 306 to 1835 code for a protein of 509 amino acids. The transcript is spliced from 5 exons. The record is from RefSeq and is a predicted model, not a curated record.
CCUAGGACUAAUUUUUUUUUUUUCUUUCCGUGCCAUUGUUGUGACUCUUUUUGAUCCAGAGCGACCCAGACUCGCUCAUACUCUCUCUAUCCUGAUCUCGGGGUUCCGGUGCUGGGGUGGUUUUUUGGGUCAUCUACCAACUUGUUAUAAUAUCCAUUUCUACAGCCUUAUCCCCUCCGUUGCACGAUCACUACUGCUCGACCUCUGAUCCGCCUCUAUUUUUGAUUUCUUUUUUCUUUUUUUCGUUUUAUUUAUUUAUUUAUUUUAUUUUCCUCUCUGGCAGGGUAUGUUCACUGUGCCCCAGGAUGGAGUCCCUUAAGCAUACUACAGAGGGUGGUACCCGAUCACUGCGCCAGAAAUUCAAGUUGCGCCGGCCCUGGUGCAUCUCCCUCGUGGUUGCUGUCAUUAUUGUGGUGAUUGUCGUAAUUGUUGUCCCGCUAGCUGUUCUUCUGCCCCGGCGCAAUCAUCGAGGAAAGCCAUCCACAGUGCUGUUUCCACUGUAUAUCUAUCCCAAGUCCAACGCAACAUGGGGCCCUUUGUAUGAGGCCGCUCUUGCACACCCCGAACUGGAUUUUGUGGUGGUGGUGAACCCACAAAGCGGGCCAGGCUCGUCUUCGUCUCCGAGUAGCGAGUACGCGGCUGCGGUGCGUCAACUUAGCACUUACUCUAAUGUGCAAAAGGUGGGAUAUGUGCGCACCUCAUACGCCACUAGAAACAUCACCGAGGUGCUAGACGAUGUGGAAACAUAUUCCGACUGGGAUUCGCAGUCCUCUGCCCUGGCCAUGGAUGGCAUCUUCUUCGAUGAAGCGCCCCAUCAGUACACUUCCGCCGCGGCCGAGUACAUGAACCGGAUCAACCUGGCGGUUAAGAAUGCUACCGGGAUUCAGGGAGAUCGAAUGGUCAUCCAUAAUCCAGGCACCGUCCCUGAUACACGUCUGGCCGACUCCAACACCGAUGUCACCGUUGUUUUCGAGCAGGCAUACGACCUUUAUCAAUCCAACACUCAGCAGAAAGCACUCCGGGCCUUGACCCAGCCGCGAAGUGACCACGCGUAUAUCCUUCAUUCGGUGCCCACGAUGAGCGUCAGCAGCCUCCAAAGCUUCAUCAACGGACUCAGCCAGCGAGCCGCCUACCUAUUUGUGACGACGCUAAAUGAAAGCUAUUAUGAGAUUGAAGCCAAUCCCACCCUCGACUUCCUGGUUAUCGUCAACCCCAAUAGCGGACCAGGCGAAUUGCCCUCCCCUGACGCCCACUAUGCCCGCGAAGUGCCUCGACUCAAUUCCUACGCCAACGUGUACACCGUAGGUUAUAUCCGAAUCGACUAUUGCAGAAAGCCCCUCCCGGAAGCCUUCGCAGAGAUCGAGCGGUACGCCAGUUGGGCCGAGAAAUACGAGGACACUCGGCUAGGCGUGCAAGGGAUCUUUGUGGAUGAGACCCCGAAUCACUAUUCGCCUGAGCGCGCGGAAUAUCUGACGGGGUUGUCCCAAUUUAUUAAGAACUCGUCCGGGAUUCUGCCAGACCGAUUUAUUGUCCAUAAUCCGGGCACUCCUCCUGACGCCACUUUGGCAGAUUCAGCCGAAUUGAUCUUUGUCUGCGAGGAGCCCUAUGAACGAUACCGAUCCGACGAGGUUCAAACCCGACUAAAGGAACUCCACUAUGACCGGACUCGCGCGGGCUUUAUGAUAAAUGCCGUGCCAGCGGAGGACAUCCACUCUCUAGUCCAUGAGCUACGGCAUCGCUCCACUUAUAUCUUUGUAACCGAGAUUCAUGGAGAUUUCUACGAGCGAUUUGGCCCUCGCAGUUGGGGGGAUUUUAUGCAGGCCUUGUCGGAGUAAAACAGAAAGCGACAAAGGUCCAUGGUACGAUCUUUCGAUUUGGGCCGCAGUGAUUCCGGCCGAUUUUUUCCCUGAUUUUUCCCGCGUAUUGUUCUUUGGAUACCGAUUUGACAAGUCUUAGUUGGGGUCUAGCGUUGUCGGGUAUGUCUUAAACGUGGCUUUCGAGUUGGACCUUGGGAUUCAUCCAAAUUUCGACCCGGCGGCUCCGGCGAUUUUAGUGCUGAUCGUAGUUCUUCUUGCUUCGGGCUUUUCUUUUGCAGAAGUUUCCUUACCGGAUGCGCUUUCUAAUCGACUUUCCCUUCCGGUACGGAGUUGGUAGUAUCGUUUCUCGUUUUGUCCUGAUGUUAUAC